Messenger RNA from Ochlerotatus camptorhynchus, 11636 nucleotides. It is a transcript of the gene Lk6, whose product is annotated as Lk6 kinase. Lineage: Eukaryota; Metazoa; Arthropoda; Insecta; Diptera; Culicidae. Gene Ontology annotation, biological process: intracellular signal transduction; peptidyl-serine phosphorylation; protein autophosphorylation. The record is from RefSeq and is a predicted model, not a curated record. Gene Ontology annotation, cellular component: nucleus; cytoplasm. The coding region runs from base 953 to 4036 and encodes 1027 amino acids. Gene Ontology annotation, molecular function: calmodulin binding; calcium/calmodulin-dependent protein kinase activity; calcium-dependent protein serine/threonine kinase activity. The transcript has 6 exons.
AUUUUGAACAUCGAAGGAGCGUAAUGGGUAGCUAGUCAGGAGAAGAGAGUGAAGCAAAACAUCGGCCUUUGUCCGCUAUUUAGCGUUUGUUUUAAACACCAGCAGCACCACUUUUUCACCAUUUUUACAACCAGAAAAAUCGUGCGUCUCUUCAGCGCUGACGACGACGACGACCUGCGUAAGUUUUGCCGAUCUCGAGUGUGGUUAAUUUUGCGGUUGAUCGAUCGGAAGAAUCGCGGGUGUCGUGGAAAAAAUUAAAUUCUUCGAUGAAGAGAGCAAAUUGGUAGGCGAAAUUUUCUUGGCUGAGGAAGAAAAAGUCGCAAAAAGGGUAGGAAGAAGAAUAAGAAGAAAAGGUCCCUUUUUUCCUCACUCGAUCUCAUCUAGUAGCGCGGAUUGUGAAGAAAAAGAAGAAGCAGCCUUCGUGUGCGGCUGUGUUGGUGUAUGCGCGAUCUCUUCUCUACUGUCCAUCAAUACCAUCUCGGUAGGAGUUUGCGUGUCAGAGUGUGCGUGACGUCAGUCGUUGCAAGUCGCGGUUGUGUUGUUGUUUUAGUCUGAAUUCGGAUCGGAUCGGAGUACGGACGGAGAUUUCUACACUACUCUUGAAUGAAUCGGAUGCAGUCAUCUUGAAUCCCGGAGAUCACGUACUCGCUCUUUUUCUCUAGGGUGAAAGAAAAAGAAGUGAAAGAGCUGACUUUGGUUUUCUUCGAAUGAAAAAGUGAAAAAAUCGCGUUACGGUGAUUUUUUCCCUAAUGGUAGGUGAAUGUGUGUCAAAUUCACUUGCUAGUCCGGUUUUUUCGGAGUAAAAUCGAAAGAUAAGUGCGUCGAUCCAGAGAGGCCUUUUCCUGCUGUUCCGGAGGAAGCAAAGUGCGAAACAGCAGCACAACGAGGUGAGAAGAAGAAAAGAAGUUUUCGAGUGCAGCAAGAAGAAAAAGCAACAAACACGACAACGACAAUGGUGGAACGUAUCGUGGAGGAAACAUCUGAUGCAAAUAUAGAUUCGCGAAACACCGCGGUGGCCCGCUACAGCAGCGAGGAGAUAUCGGGAAAUGAAUCGAACGAGGCACGUCUGAUGACCGAAGCGGAGCGCCAGGCCGACUUCAAUCGCCACAAGGAGGAGAUGAAGCGCAAACGACGCAGGAAGAAACGAGCCAGUUCAUCGAUGCAAUCGUCAUGUUUUCAAGAAUUGUACAAACUGACUGGCGAGGUGCUUGGCGAGGGCGCAUAUGCUUCGGUGCAAACGUGCAUCAACAUCUACACGGAGCUGGAGUAUGCGGUGAAGAUCAUCGACAAGAUUCCUGGCCACGCUCGGGCUCGCGUAUUUCGCGAAGUUGAAACCUUCCACCAUUGCCAGGGCCAUCCAAAUAUCUUGCAGCUAUUGGAAUUUUUCGAAGACGAGGAAAAAUUUUACCUAGUGUUUGAGAAGAUAAAUGGCGGACCGUUGUUGACUCGCAUCCAGGAGAAUGUUUGCUUCUCCGAGUACGACGCUGCGCAGAUCAUCAAGGAGAUCGCAUCCGGGCUGGACUUUCUACACAAGAAAGGCAUCGCCCACCGAGAUCUGAAGCCGGAGAACAUCUUGUGCGUGUAUCCGGACAAGCUCUGCCCCAUCAAGAUCUGUGAUUUUGAUCUCGGUUCUGGAAUCAAGUUCACCACCAACGUCUCGUCGCCAACGGCCACACCGCAACUGUUGACACCGGUCGGAAGCGCUGAGUUUAUGGCCCCAGAGGUGGUGGAUUUGUUCGUAGGCGAAUCGAACUACUAUGAUAAGCGUUGUGAUUUGUGGUCGCUGGGCGUGAUUGCGUACAUUCUGCUGUGCGGAUAUCCGCCCUUCUCCGGCAACUGCGAGCAGGACUGCGGCUGGAAUCGGGGCGAGAACUGUCGUACCUGUCAAGAGCUACUGUUUGAAUCGAUCCAGGAGGGUCGAUAUAGCUUCCCAGAAAACGAUUGGAUAGAUGUUAGUGAAGAGGCUAAAGACUUAAUCCGUGGACUUUUGGUCAAGGAGGCGCCCAAGCGUCUCAGCGCCGCUGCGGUGCUCAACCAUCCAUGGAUUAAAAUUACCGAUGAAGGUGAUUGCAUCGAUGGCGUCAAUUCCGAUGCAAUCAAGGAAAAGCAGCGCCGACGAGUAUUGAAGACACCGGGUAUAAUCCGGCGCAAUCAAUCGGCACGAGAGCUGUCGCACUUUGCUGAAUCUGCGAUGGCCGUAAAGCGUGUCAUUCUGCAGCAUUUUUCGAUGCGCUACGACUACAUGACUAAGGAGCGACCCAACAUUUAUCAGCCUUCGGUGCAGCAGCAACAAGAGGUCGUAGCUCCUAAGAAAAAUGCAAACCCAGAACCAACGUCCUCCACGCUGUCUCCUGCGGUUGGAUCCGUGGAGGUAGAAGUCACGGAUCAGCCUCUAGAGAGGAAUACGUUGGACGUAGUGGUUCGAACUGAACCACAACCGUGCCCACCUUUGUCUGCCAGAUCGAGCAUUAUCAAGGUGCAGGCCGGUGACCGGUACCAUGUGGAUGCGGAUGAAGGUGGCUCUCUAUCACCUUCCCCAUCCACAUCACCAUCGUCAGUGUCAUCAUCAUCCUCAUCCUCAUCAUCAUCGACUGACGAUCAUCAUCGCUGUGAUGGAGAUGCUGACUAUGUCAGCAUCAGGAAGUCAUCAUCGGCGUCUACGUUGACACCGGACGCUUCGCCGAAUUCGAUGACACCGUCUCCAAUUGCCACCGCCACUAGUCAAGGUGUCAAUGGGCUUUCUUCGUUAUCUUCUCCUUCCCCUACUGUAGUUGUAAACCCGAACAGUGGUUCUGACAACAAGGAGAACAAUUCCACCCCUUCAGUACAACAAAAACAACAACAGCAAAAAUCGCUGGAUGUCAUCAAAGAGAAGAAUACUCCUCCGUCCAUUACUUCCAGCUCGGUGACGAUUCCACCAGAGCAAAACUGGCGAUACCGUGGUGCCGAUACUGACGCUCAGAAGUUCAAACAUCCGUCUUCGAUACUCGGACCGAGUUACAACAAUUCCGCAAGGGCACGCUACCAUCAGCAACAGUAUCGCAACUUCAGCUCGUACAAUAACUACUACAACAAUCAUAAUCACCAUAACCAUCAUCACCAUAAUAACAAUCAGUACCGUAGCGGCGGAAGUGGCAGUGGUGGUGGCAAAAGUGGAAGCGGAAGCGGAAAAUCUUCCUACUACCGCCAACCGAAGAGCAAUAACGAAAAAACGGGCAGUAUCGAGAUCCGCUCACAGCAUCCGCAGCAACAAUUCUGGCGAAGCCGUCGUAACAACCAAUACAACGAUGAUGAAGACGAGCUGGUUGCCGAUGGAUCGUCCUAUCGUCACAGCAAUGGCUAUACUAGCAACAACGCUCGGUUACAAUCGGCCAUUUCGGAUGCGUCGGGUAACAUCCAUGGCACAUCUACCAACAACAAUCCUAAUCACCAUCAGUACAAUCGCGGAGGAGGAACCAACAAUCGGGUUAGUAACGCCGGUGGCAACUAUCGUCAGCACCAGUAUCGUCAAAACGAGCUGGUUCCAGCUGGAAAGCUUCAUGACGAUUACACCAACGGCGGUGGAGGAGAGUUAGUAAUAGUAGCAGGAGUGGGAGGAGGGCGCAUGCCAACACAAAAUAGAAAUACUUUGAACUGUGAUCCAAUAACAAAUAAUACUACUAAUAAGUAUAAGCAUUAUCAUACAAACUCAAACACAAUUGUUACCGCACUGAAGCGAGAGACACUGAAUGGCUACCAAUCGAUGAUCAACCAGCUGCGCAUUAGUGACCUGUAUGACGACUAUGGCUACAAUGGCAACAGCAAUGGCAUAAUGGUUGGUCUAUCGCCACCAAAUGAAUCCUUGCUAAUGCAGCGACGUCUCUCGCUAAAAUCGCGCAGCAUUUGCAGUCCAUUAGAAGCGGCGGUGGAUUCCAUUGAACAGCAGCAACAACAAAAACAAAAACAGAAUCAACAGCAACAACACAAAUACCAUCACCCUCAUCAGCAACUACAACGCCAAACGCCAAAUAUGAUAAUCACGACAAAAAGUGGUUGAACCGUUUGCUAGAAAAAGGAUUCCUCCAAUUUUCUUCCUUAAUUAUUUACUCUCUUUUCUUUCAUUCAAUUCCACGAAACCAGUGGCUGUCAACUACUUCCGGCUAUUUUUUUAUUUUAUUUUUGUCUGUCCUAUUUUUUCGCUAAAAAUUUCCGGCACAGUUGUCGACGUAACAACUUCUUUCUCUUCCCUUGCAAUUGGAACUAUUUCAAGAAAAUUGUAAUCUUCCCAUCUUUUAUCCAUAUGUAUAUUGUAUUUUUUUUUAUUAGGAAAGGUAGAAACCUUUUCAGAAAAAGGAAACAAUUCACUAAUCAGAACCAAUUGUUUGAAAUAAGCAUUUUUUUCGCGCUAUGUUAUGUAUGUAUGUAUCGAACGAAAAAAAAGAUGGCAAAUUGUAGGAAACAUUUGAAAUUUCGGUUUUCGAGCCGUUACGAAGGAAGGCUGCAGUAAGUUGAAUUGUUAGGAACUGUUUUCUAUACUAUACAGUUUAAUUUAAAAGCUACAUUACACAAACAUGAAGAACUCGGGAGAGAGAGCUUAGAAGACAGUAAGCAAAGAAUACAAUUCUUUCACCCAACUUAACGUUAUAAUUCAGGUUAGCUAUGGAUGUGAAUGGUAUAUUGUUUUAAAUAAGGAAAAGCAGCGAAGGAAUCAGCUACCUAGGAGAAGAAUGUUCACAAAGGUUCAAUGAAUGACAAAGUGCUACUUUCAAACACAAAUACCUACAUACAAUACAUAUGGUCAGUGAAACGAGACAAAAACGCGAAAGCUUUUAUAGGGAAUACGCAAAACCGAAGCCUUAUUUGUAUUUGAAGAUUGUUCACUGUUUCCUUGAGAAACGGAAUGUACUUUCCAUGAUCAAUAAAACUACAAACUAACAAACUUGUAAUUGCAAGCAUGUCCAGUCCAUCCUGGAGGGAAGUCUGUAGCACUAACUAACUUCCUAGAAGUGGUCGCCAGAAGAGAAAAAAAGAGGUUCCCAAGAGUGAGUUGCUAAAGUUGUUGGAAUGGAAACUGUAUGUUGCUACCGAAUUGCUUGCUUGAAACAAAGUCGGACAAAAAUAAAUGCUAAACUUUGUUACCUACACUGAGGCAAAGGAACGUUAGAAUUCACAGAACCAUUUAUGACAUUUCGACAUAAGGAUUUCUUUUGAAAAUAUAAGUUUGGCGUAUGAAACUCAAUUAACAAGUUAGCUUAUUAAACUUAAAAAAAAAGUUAUAUAAAAUGUAGCAGACCGGAAUCGAAUCCUGAGCGUUCAUAUUAUUGACUCCGUGAUUUGUUCCCACGUCUAUCAACGCUUGGAAAAUAUAAUAGGUUAAAUCAAAAUUGUAUCGGUUCAUAAGUCAUCUCUUAUGAAAUUCUUAAGAUUUGUUUGCCUCAGUGUAGGGAAGCUACGCGAAACUUGAAGCAUGAAUGGAAAACAAAAACCAUAACAUUAGAACGUGGUGCAUUAAUCGUUUAAUUUUAACCGAACUUCGCUUUAGAAUUCGGGACUUGGACAAUAACAAUCAUUCUUAAGAUUUUCCAGAAUCCUGGACCGAAAAAAUGUAGACCUGGGUCUUGGGACUUCGAAGACAAGUUUCAAAGAUUAAAGAAUUGCAAAAUAUCGUGAUCUGAAAUACCUAGGUAUAUAUUUUUAACCUGGAGAGAUCGAACAUUUUGAAGACUUACAAAACGAAAACAAACCUUGAUAAUCGAAAAAAGUUUUGAACAUUUCUUUCUCAAAGUUGUCUCGCUGGUUGAACUGGCUCCACCCCGAUUGGUAUAAUGCGUAGUUUCGAAAAACGCUACUUCUUCCGAUAAAUUUUUAUUUAGCAUCCUUUUUCAUGGGCUGUAGUAUAGGUGUUUCAACGGAAUAUGAAAGAGCAGUUCAUAAAAGAAGAAAAUUGCGUUUUAAAACGUGACAACUAUGCCAACUGGUCCAGUGAUGGAAAAGUCCGCGAACUUCGUGAAACAUCGCGAUCUUUUCCAACACUGCAAAUGGGUAAGGCCCACUAUCUUCAAUAGAACUUUGUUGACGUUGAAGUACCGCUUUCUGGGCUACAGUUCAACUGGAAAGAAGGCAUAGUUUAAAUUUAAUUUCCCAGCAGUUGGUAGCCAUGAUUCUCCAUGGAAACGAACGAUUUUGACGUUCGGCAGUUUGUAUCCAACUGAGUAUAGCCGUUGUUGGUAGUUUAUAGUGUCAAACAAUGAAGUAAUUAUUUUACUUUAAAUCUUGAUUGCAAAAUCGAGAUGAAAGUCUAUGGAUUCGAAAUGGUGCUCAGAACACGAGGCCCUACAUUUUUCAAAAUUAAAGAACCCAAGUGACGAUGAAGCAGAUCGAAAAUCAUCCAUUCAUGAGAUCCCUUAUGGUGUAUCGUUGCUUUUCUCAUUGACGACAAAUUGAAUUUGAGCACUGGUUUUGGACAUCAGCUAUCGGUCCAAAAUACGACCAUGGACCAAGAUUAGUUCCCAUAAUCCUAUUAUUGAUUUGAUUAGGAGACACCAUGAAUAUAGUAGUGGCUGAAUUACAUUGUAUUUCCAUUGAUUAUGUUGUUACAUUUGAGUUGCAUGAAAGUUUGGGUGAACUAGGUCUCUGCAAAUGUUUUGUGGAAAAUUAUCGUUCUCCCAUUGCGAUUUACUCGUAUGUGUCUCUCAAUCUGGGACAACAUUGGUUUGCUUCAAUGGGAAGUAAAUCACUACCAUCGGUACCAUAUGAUGAUGCCUUUUGGGUGUCCCUCGUUUUUAAUGGAGAUAAUCUAUUGUUUCUGCUUAGUUCGUAAUCAUGCUUUAAAGAAUUUGCGCCAUUAAAUUGCAUCAAUUUAUCUGAGAAAUUAAAUAAGCUGUCAUCGUUAAACCAUUGACGUCUACAUCUAGUCUAGUCAUCUAGUGGGAGUGUCGCUUAAAUAGCAAAACAUCGUAAACUAACUGUCGAAAUGAAAGCUUUAAUUCAAAGAAAAAUAAAACGCGAAGGUAGCAUACGACCAUCUCAUGCAACUCACUCUUGUGUAGAACACACUCUAUUGUUGGUUAGGUUCCGUAAUUAUCGGAACAUAUUUCACGAUACAAUUAUAACAUUUAUAACAAAAGAAGGUGAAAUUGCCUUUGCUUUCCAUGGAUCCGAUGCGCGGGCAUAGAGAGGAAGAGAAAAUUUCAUUCACGUAUUUAUAGGUGGCAUGCAAUGUGGAAGCAGUUCCGGUAAGAAAGAGUUGACAAGCCAUUCAACCAUAUAUGCCGUUGUUAUGUUGAGAUAAAUUUCUUACGUUACGGGUUUUGGAAACGAAAAGCCACCGCCAGCAUUUGUAAAACAUGGAAUACGUAUUUGUAGGAAAACAACACAGAUAUAAUGAAUACAAUUUAUCAUUGCAAAGAAGCAGAAAUAAAGCAGAAAAAUCAGAGCCAAGAGGAUAAACUAUUUACUAAUUUAUUGAUUAAACCUCAUAUAUAUUAAAACAAAAUCAAAGCCAACAGUUGAAUAUCAAUUGGCCACCAGAGUAACUUUGUUGAGCCCUUGAAAGUUAUUGAAAGAAACAUAAAGUAGAAGCAGACGACGUUGCUAUUUUCCCUGGGUGUAUUAAGUUAAAAUUGGUUAUCAUUAACUGUGGCCUGUUUUUAGAAUCUUCCAAUUCUUGAGUUAACACAUUAUUAUUAAUCAAACAUUACAUGUACUAAAUCGAGCGUCAGUCUAGGCCAGGGGCUCUCAAUCUGUGGUUCGCAAUCAAAUCAUAGAGCGUCUUAAUUCGGAACGAAAUGGCAAUGAAAAAAUACAUGAUAGUGGUCAAAUUUUGCGCACCGACUGGAGAAAAGAGAUUUAUUGGGAUCGAAUGGGCAAAAGUGACGAAAUUGUCGUCAUCGUCGCAAUUAUUUGCUUUUUUUUUCUUGUUGAGCUCCAAUGGAGUUCAGAAUCAUAAGGGCCUAACCGCGAUGAUCGUUUAUUUUUUUUAAUUGCUGUACAGUUAAGGGCCACCCACAUUAGAUCCGUUUGCGUUGCGUUGACGUAAAUUUGACAGUUAGACAAUAGAUUUAGCUGUCACUUUGCCGCAACGCGUCCGAUCCGGAUCUGAUGUGCGUGGGCCUUUAGCAACAUGUUAACAUAAGAGAAAAUCGAUCAUUGUAGAUAAGGCUUAGUGAUUCAGAACGUUACGUAAGGAGUUGGUAGUACCCUCUCAGACCCCAAUUCAACUUGUGGAUAUAGACUUUGGAAAUUUGGUCAAAGAGUACAUUGUAGAAAAUUGACGGGAAAAAAAAUAUUUCUACACAGCAAAAAUAUCAUUUUAAAAACCAUUUUUUUUUCAAAAACCCUAUUUUUGAAAAUUAUGAAGCUUUUUUAUACGAAAGACGACUUAUUUAUCUAUAAGUCGUCCAUAAAUUGCCAUUUAUAGGAAAAAAAGAUUUUCUAUCAAUAAAAAAAAUCUUGUCUGCACUGAAAGAAAUCUAUACAUUUGAAUUUCAUUCAAAAGCAGAUGAAUAUUAUCAAGUGCCUAACAUUAAAAUUAACAUUACUCAUGUGAAGACAUCAUCAAGCUACGCAAGUUAACUUAAGUGCACUUGUGAUUUUUCGCAAUGCAGGUAUGAAAAAGUUGUUAGUAAAAUUCGAGAGUUCCAAUCAUGAAAUAUAUGGACGACUUGGACGAUGUAUGGAGAGUUGAAACGUCUUUCUAGAAACAAAAAAAAUAGUUUUAUAAUUUUUAAAAAUAAGGGUUUCAAGAAAAGUCUGUUUUUUGUGUUUUUUUUUCAGUGUAUGAAUGAGAUAUCUAUGUUUAUAACAUUCUAUAUAAUAUAUUAUAUGAAAGUUCAGACAAUUUUCUACAGCUUUCUCUUUAAUCACAAUUGUUGUGUAGGACUUAUUAUUUUUUAUAAAACGUAGAGCCCUUUUCAAAUUGUAGUCCAGUUUUUUUUUCCAAGGGAUAAAAAGAAUGUUAAGUUGAUUGACUAGACGAAGUUUGAACAUUCACAAAGUUUUGAGAGGGUGCUUUAAAAUGAAAUUCGUAAGACAUGUUCAGCCAGUUUCAUCGUUAAUUUAUAAGAGAAACAUCCUGAACUAAAAGUAAAGAGGAAAACAACACCCACAUCCAUUAAGUUUGACAAACGAAAAUGGAUAUGAGUGCCGCUAAACGACGAUUUAAUGAGCCAAACUACAAUCAGAAUAAAAAUGGAUAGCUAUAACUAUUUAACUUUUGACAUUUUGAUGUAGCUUUAUAGUAAAAAUUUCAUCAAUAUUUUCCAUUCAAAUCUCAAUUUCUCUGCAAAUCCUAUAAAUUUUCAAAAAUCUUCUUUUGUGUCAUGUUUGGUCCAUCUACUUUUGAUGAUUUGUCAUGUUGGUUGAAUACGUUAUUUUUUUGCCAUUUCCAUCUCCGACCCUACACUAAAUAAAGUUGUUAUGUGGUUUCUAUGUCAAAUUUAAUUUAAGCGCGCAAGAUUUAAAAGUUUCCAGCAAAAUCACGUGAAAAUUAUGUAUUCAACGAAACGUAGAAGUCCAUAGAAUGAAAUAAUCACAAGAAUGUCAUGUGCAUUUCUGAGACAUAUCAUUGCAUGGGUUGUUGGUAAACGAAGUGGAAAUUUUUUUUUUCAUGAAACCGUCAUCGACAUUUGAAAAUGACCUUAGUCGCAGUUAGGAAUAAUUUCUUUGGUACAUUUUUCGUAAAUUAUGAAUUCAUGAAAGCCAGCUACAGGGAACCUUCCCGUAAUGAGUAUUGUUUGUCCUAAAGAAAUUUGCGAAAAGAGUCAUGUAAUUUUGAUGGCAUUAUUUCACUAUUCUUCCAUUAUAGUGUUCCGCACUAUUUAACACAGUGAAAACAACACGCUUUAUGGGUGUAUGACGAAAUUAAGUGUAGAGGGUGCAGAAGUGGUGCAAGAAUGUUGAUUAAUUGACAGGAAACAAAAGAAAAUUAAUGGAAAUGGCGAAUGGGUCGCCCACGGUUUAGUGCCGAAUAUAGAAUUACCAAAAAUAAAUUGAUGGUGAUUAUACUAUGAAUAUAAAAAUAGCGACACGGAACAGGUUGGGAACCACUGAUCUAACACUACUUUGGUCAACUUUAAUGUAGUAACUGCUCAAGAGUAACAAUGGAUGCAUUCAAAUGUGCUAUCAAAUUGAACACUUGGGCAAUCAAUUGCUUUUUCAUAUUUACAUGUUUACUUUUACUGCACAGUGCAAACGUGCUCUAGCUAACUUAACUUAUCCCAAAUCAAUUAUAAUGUUUUAAUUCUAAAACAAUUUCUUAUUUUUAACUCAAAGAUACGGAUCAUGAAAGAAAUUAAGCAAUAUUUAGUAGUAUAUUGGACUUUGACAAAACCGUAUGGAAUCCUUAGAAAUUUUGUUCUUAAACGAAACAAACAAGAAACUAGCAUCUUGCUUAAACAAAAUUUAGUAGAAAAAAGAAGAAAAAAAAACAAAGGAAACAGAUAAGACUGGAUUCAAAAUUCCUUUUCAUCCUUCCCAGAUCCACACGAUCACCAAAACAAAACAAAAAAAGAUUACAAAUGAAACCGAAGAAUUCACCUUAAAAAAAAAACAAUAUCAAACGCAAUCCCCUCUUCUUCAAAUUAAAAACAGUUAGAGAUUGUCAUACAAUCCCUCCCCCGCCUGCGGAAGAGCUGCGUGUCGUGUGGCAGAACAUAAUUGCCGUUAAUAUGUUGCUCCACCGGCGUCUCUUUUCAUUUGAUGAUGAAAAAAAAAACACUCAAGCACACUCGAAAAUCCCCUCCAAAAAGAAAACAAACAACCGUUGGCUGAAAACACAACGAACCGUUACAAACAAUCUUCAGAGCGUAAAAGAAAAAUGAAACGGUACUCUCCAAAAUUUAAUGUACAAUAAGGUGAAAAAUAAAAAUAAAAACUUUUUUAAAGAAACUGCAAAAAAGAAGAAAAAAAAAAUACACAAUAAGGAAGCAAAUGUGAAAGAAAAGGUAAGUUGACUAAUAAUUUCCAAGUUAUAUUUUUAUAGAAAAAAAAAUCAAACAAAAAAUCGCAAAAAAAACAAAACACAGAAAAAGAAAAAAAAGUAAUCACAAAAUGGUAAAAAAUACAAAAAAUAUUUGAAAACUGAUGAAAAAAAAAUCUAAACCUAUAUAUUACUUACAUUGAUAAGAAAGCCCAAAAUUUGAUCAUACAAGUACACAAAACGGAAGGUAAAAGAAGAAGAAGAAGAAAAUCGCAGUGAAUUAUAACUAGAACCUACAAAACAAAACAAACAAAGUGAAAAUAGAGAACACAUACAUUUUUUGCAUUGUUGCCAUAUAUAUUUUUUUUAUUAUUGUGUUAAGAUUAUGCGAGCCAGCAGUGUCACUGGAGGAAAGUUGCGAAAAUCUGCGCCAGUCUUUCCCGGCAACGUUACGUGUCGAUUCCAUAGAAGGAAAAAAAAAACGAAGCUUUUACCAAUCGCGUUUUGGUUAAAGGUUAAAUUUGACAAAUUUUGAGCCAAUAUUAACUAUGUAACAUUCUUGUUUCCCCAGAUGAUUUGUUCCCUGUUUUGGGAACGAAAGAAAAUUAACGAACGAAACACGAAUCCAGAGAACCAGAUGAGAAUAGAAGAAGAAGAAGAAGAUUUAAAAUCAUAUUUUGUUGGAAGUGAAACUAAGGAGUUUUGAAAUAAAAUUUGUAUAUUUUUGCAAAUCACUCAA